Messenger RNA from Octodon degus (degu), 3741 nucleotides. It is a transcript of the gene Lipg, whose product is annotated as lipase G, endothelial type. The transcript has 10 exons. Gene Ontology annotation, biological process: lipid metabolic process. Gene Ontology annotation, molecular function: protein binding; lipoprotein lipase activity. The coding region runs from base 275 to 1798 and encodes 507 amino acids. Lineage: Eukaryota; Metazoa; Chordata; Mammalia; Rodentia; Octodontidae. The record is from RefSeq and is a predicted model, not a curated record.
GCUCGCAGCGAGGAGCCCUGGGUUCCCAGCUGCGCAGGGCGAGGGCAGGUCUCGCUUUGCGGCAAGCUGGUCCACACUCACUUCCCUCAGCCCCACAAUCAGGGAAGCCAAGAUUUCAAUUCCCACCUCUCCUCCAGCUGUCUAGACCAGCACCUGGCUGAGAGACAGCAACUCACCUUUGAGCUGUACCAGCUCAGAAGGUGGUGGUGGCUUUUUUGAGGGGGAAAAAAAUCCCUGGUUCAGGGGAGGGGACUUGGCGGGGAAGAGGCGAAAGAUGAAAAACUCCGUUUUUCUUCUCUGCUUCUGGAGCAUCUAUUGUUGCUUUGCGGCGGGAAGCCCCACACUCUCUGGUCCCGAGGGACAGCUGGAAGAUGAGCUUCCCAAAUCCAGGGAAGUGCAGGCUGCUGCCAAACGCUCUGUGCAUUUUAACCUCCGAACCUCUAAGGACCCAGAGCAUGAAGGAUGCUACCUCUCCCUUGGCCACAACCAGCAAUUAGAAGACUGUGGCUUCAACGUGACAGCCAAAACCUUUUUCAUCAUUCAUGGAUGGACGAUGGGUGGCAUGCUUCAUAAUUGGUUGUACAUACUUGUAUCAGCCCUGAAGACAAGAGAGAACGAUGCCAAUGUUGUGGUGGUGGACUGGCUACCCCUGGCUCACCAGCUGUAUACAGAUGCAGUCAAUAACUCUAGGGUGGUGGGGCACAGUGUGGCAAGGAUGCUGGACUGGCUACAGGAAAAGGAUGGUUUUUCUCUGGGGAGCGUUCAUUUGAUUGGCUACAGCCUUGGAGCACAUGUGGCGGGAUAUGCUGGCAACUUUGUGAAUGGAACUGUGGGCAGGAUCACAGGUCUGGAUCCUGCUGGGCCCAUGUUUGAAGGGGUGGACAUUGACAAGAGGCUGUCCCCUGAUGAUGCAGACUUUGUGGACGUUUUACACACCUACACACGCUCCUUUGGCUUAAGCAUUGGGAUUCAGAUGCCUGUGGGCCACAUCGACAUCUACCCCAAUGGUGGUGACUUCCAACCGGGCUGUGAAUUUAGUGAUGUCUUGGGAACACUUGCAUAUGGAAAAAUCACAGAGGCACUGAAAUGUGAGCAUGAGCGGGCCAUCGACCUCUUUAUCGAUUCCCUGGUGAAUCAGGACAAGCCAAGCUUUGCCUUCCAGUGCACAGACUCCAAGCGCUUCAAAAAGGGGAUCUGUCUUAGCUGCAGGAAGAAUCGUUGUAAUAGCAUUGGCUACAACACUAAGAAAAUGAGAAACAAGAGGAAUAGCAAAAUGUACUUAAAAACCCGGGCAGACAUGCCUUUCAGAGUGUAUCACUAUCAGAUGAAAAUCCACAUCUUCAGUUACAAGAACAGGGGGCAAGUGGAGCCAACCUUUUACAUCACCCUUUGCGGUACUAAUGCAGACUCCCAGAUGCUGCCUUUGGAAAUAGUGGAGCAGAUUGGGCUGAAUGCCACGAACACCUUCUUGGUCUACACUGAGGAGGACUUGGGUGACCUCCUGAAGAUCAAGCUCACAUGGGAGAAGACGUCACAGUCCUGGUACAACCUGUGGAAGAAGUUUUACAGCUACCUGUCUGAGCCCAGUGGCUCUGCUUGGGAACUACACAUCCGGCGCAUUCGCGUCAAGUCUGGGGAGACGCAGCAGAAGUUGACUUUUUGUGCAGAAGACCCUGAGAACAACAGCAUUUCUCCUGGCCAAGAGCUCUGGUUUCACAAGUGUCGAGAGGGCUGGAGAAUGAAAAAUGAAACCAGGGCCACCAUAGAGCUUGCCCGAGGGUCUGGGGAGCUUGAUUAAUCUGUACCUCAACCCCACUACCCACACACAUGGAGGAAAGUUACUGCUGAGGACCCGCCUGAAGAAGGACCCGCCUGAAGAAGGACCCCUCUAGCUUGAUCCUGGAAUCCCUGAGAACUUGCUUGCUGGGCCUGCCUGUGUGUCCUGUGCUUGCAGCUUUUCACUGGACAGGACAACUGUGUACUGCUGAAGUUCCAACGGUGCCCAAGAUGAACUGUCUCCAUUGACACCUCUGGAGCUGAGAUGGACUUGUGCGCUAGCAGUGUAAUGUCCAGGGUUCCCCCGUGCACCUGGCAGGUCUCCUGUUUGUUGGCUGAGCACAGGCUGUGUCUGAUGGAGCAUCCGGGCUCCAAAGCAGCUUUGCGUGGAAGGCUGCUUGUCCUGACUUGCACUUCAGCGAGAGGUCUUUUCCCUCAGGAGCUGACUCAUAUCAGGAUGUUAGGCCUGUUACCUCACUGGCCCAGAGAGGGGUCAUUAGCUCAGGAUGUGCUGAGGCCCUACUGUGGGAGUUCCCAUGGGUUGCUUUCAUCUGUACUGGUUAAAUCUUGGAGACAUUCCAUCCUGCUCCACAGCUCACCUCCUGAAGCACACAUCAUUGGCUUUCUCCUUCUGUUAGUCAUAAUUUGAAUAAACAAGUAUUUAUUCCAAACUUAAAAUUAGUUAGCAUGUGGCAGGAGACACAGUACUCAACCUCACCAUUUGGAAACUGAAUAGAGUUGGAGACCUAAGAAUCCCUUCCAACAUUUGAGAGGAAUGUAUAUGUAUGUGUGGUGAAAGACAGGAGGAGUAGAGGGUAGGCGCGGUGGAGGGAACUGCAGGUGACUGCAGUUGGGAACCCUGUGGCUUUAAAUGGCUCCUACCUAUUUCUUCUUAUCAUAUGCUAUUUCCCCCAAGAGUGACAUGUUUGAAAUCACUAUAAGAAUGUCAUACACUGAGGUCACAGUGGUAGCCGACUGCUAGAUAUGAUUGCUUUGGAGCAAAACUGCUUCUGUUUAGGAGCUAGGAGACACUUCCUGAAUUCUGCAAACCUGCUUAUGCAUAACCAGCCCUGUCAACAGUGCUAGCUCUAAGAUUUAAUGCAGAGCUCUUUUCUUUGAAACAUCUUGUUUUCAUACUGGUGCCUUUCCUGUGUUGGAUUUCUUGGAAAAGCCUCCAAUUCUAGACCUGGAUUUGAAUUAGCAUACAUGAUACCCAAAACACCAUUUUAUACUUUUCACGUACAUGACCCAAGUAGAGUGAGGUGAUCAGGGUCACUGUCAUCAUCCUUAUGUUAUGAAACUGAGGCUUAGAGUGGAGCCAGGCUGGGGACUCAGAUUUCCUGAAGGCAAAGUUCGUGGCAUACUCAUCUCUCCAACUUCAUGAGGACAGCCAUCGCUGUUUCCUGCCAGUGUGCACAGAUAUGACAAGCAAGGGACUUUUUUCCACCAAUCCACCCAUAAAAUCCUAAAUCCUUUCACUACUAUACAACUGGGGGAAAACCUAUGCCAAAGGGUUGAGUUUUCUUUAUGGAUGAGAUUUAUUCAGCAGGAUAUAUGAUAUUAGGUGGAGAUGAGAGAGGGAUUUUCUCUGUUCUUAGGUUUUUAAAAGACAUCGUUUCAAUCUGUGUUGUGCCAAAGUUAUAUCACUAUUUAUUACCAAACUUCUGAAGACAUAACCAGUCAAGUCUUAAUUCAAAGUAUGCUUCUAGUCUAUGUGCUUCUGUGAUUGCUUUCUAGCCAAAGCAAAACUUGUAUUACUUGCCAUACACCCUGGUACAUAAAGCCUUCUGUUUUUAGUAAUGGAAACUUUGGGAACUGACUCUUCAGCAGGUUGUGUAUUUAUACAUUUGACUUGAAGCCUUAUUUGUAUAUAUGAUGCUUCUUAAAUGCUACUUAAAGCGCUAUUUAUUUCUUAAGUGUGUAUAAUGUAUAAAGACAACCAUAUGGUUACUUUUUACUUUGAGA